UCUUGUGAUAAAACCCCCUGACGCUUGGCAGAACCCAAUGAAACGUUCGACUCUCAUCAAUGGCGCCCAAAAUCCUCUCCACUUUCAUCUCUCCUCUUCCUCUCCCUCUCCCUCACCAUCUUACCAACCUCCAUUCCCGAGUCCUCACCGUUCACAAGUCACCACCUCGUCUUAUCUUCUGCAAAUCCACACCACCGCACAGGCCCCUCAUCUCCCCACCCGAACUCGCCGAAUCCGAAUCCGAAUCCGAAGGCGCCGGAGCUGCAUCCCCGACCCGCGGAGAUAAGUUCCUCUACCGCCAACGGUCCGUCGAGGCCGCGAAGCUCGUGAUGAAAGAGAUUCAGCCGAAAGGCCCGAAGAAGAAGAGGGAGAAGCUCCCGAAGGUUAGCUCCGCGGUUGCUUCUUGUUACGGCUGCGGAGCUCCGCUUCAGACGUCGGAAUUGGAUGCUCCAGGUUACAUCGAUCCUGACACUUACCAAUUGAAGAAGAAACACCACCAGCUUAGGACGGUGCUCUGCCGGAGGUGCCGGCUCCUGUCUCAUGGCCACAUGAUAACCGCAGUCGGUGGAAAUGGUGGUUAUUCUGGUGGAAAGCAGUUUGUUACUGCUGAAGAGCUGAGAGACAAGUUAUCUCACUUGCGUCAUGAAAAAACACUCAUCAUCAAAUUGGUUGACAUUGUUGACUUCAAUGGCAGUUUUUUGUCUCGUGUACGUGAUCUUGUUGGUGCAAAUCCCAUCAUAUUGGUUGUAACAAAGGUGGAUCUACUUCCUAAAGGGUCUGAUCUUAACUGUAUUGGUGAUUGGGUUGUUGAAGCUACUACCAAGAAAAAGAUCAACGUUCUUAGCGUCCACCUAACUAGUUCGAAGUCAUUGAUUGGGAUUGCUGGAGUUGUUUCAGAAAUUCAAAAGGAGAAAAAGGGACGGGACGUUUACAUCCUGGGUUCAGCCAAUGUGGGCAAAUCUGCAUUUAUCAGUGCUUUACUGAGGCUGAUGGCAGAGAAAGACCCUAUUGCUGCAGCAGCUACGAGAUAUAAACCUGUAGAAUCUGCUGUCCCUGGAACAACCUUAGGGCCAAUUCAAAUUGAGGCUUUCCCAGGGGGAGGGAAAUUGUAUGACACACCAGGAGUGCAUCUCCACCAUAGGCAAGCGGCAGUUGUUUAUGCUGAAGAUCUACCUGCUCUUGCUCCUCAAAAUCGGCUUAGAGGUCAAACGUUUCCGGUCACUAGUGGUGCUGAACCCAGUUGCUUAAAUGGAUUUUCAGUAUUUUGGGGAGGCCUUGUUAGGAUUGACAUUUUAAAGGUUCUUCCAGAAACAAAUCUAACAUUUUAUGGACCCAGAGGUUUACAGAUUCAUGUGGUACCCACUGCCAAAGCAGACAGGUUUUACCAGGAAAAUCUCGGAGUACUCUUGACUCCUCCAACUGGUAAAGACAGAGCAUGCAACUGGAAAGGCCUCGAAACAGAGCGUCAGUUGCUUAUUAAGUUCAAAGAUAUAGACAGGCCUGCUUGUGAUGUGGCUAUAUCUGGUCUUGGGUGGAUAUGUGUUGAACCAGUGAAAAGGUCACUUGGAAAAUCUGAGUUAGCUUACAAGGAAACACCCAAAGAACUGCAUUUUUCAGUCCACGUUCCUCGACCUGUUGAAAUAUUUGUUAGACCUCCUAUGCCAGUGGGCAAGGCUGGAGCAGAGUGGUAUCAAUACCAAGAACUGACGGAGAAGGAAGAGGAAGUGAGACCUAACUGGAACUUUUGAUGCUUUAGUUUCUGUGACUACUUGUACAUAAUUCAUGAUGGACGCACUCACAGUGGAAUUGGAGCUUGUUACCUGAGCUCGUUCUUGCGAACUGGAUAGCUGACUCAGGUUUCAGUACGUAUCUUGGAGUUUCUGGGCUUGCGAUGAAAGUUGAUGUUACAUUCAGCGAUGAAGCUGGACAUGUUUCAGCACGGGUUCUCUCAAUAUCGUAGGGACCAAGGCAUGAACUAAUUGGAAGGUCUCCACCUGACCCCCCAGGGCUGAGCUCUCACGAUACCUCCAGAUAUGGAAGUGCGUUAUUUUUUUUGCAUGUUCAUACCUCAAUGUGUAAAUUGUAACAGCGUCAGAUGAUAUGAAAUGCCAAAUUUCUGAUUAAAAUCAGUUUUUGAUUCUUAUUGACA
This is a messenger RNA of Rhodamnia argentea, 2149 nucleotides long. RefSeq names its product NO-associated protein 1, chloroplastic/mitochondrial. The coding region runs from base 60 to 1748 and encodes 562 amino acids. Lineage: Eukaryota; Viridiplantae; Streptophyta; Magnoliopsida; Myrtales; Myrtaceae. Gene Ontology annotation, molecular function: GTP binding; GTPase activity. The record is from RefSeq and is a predicted model, not a curated record. The transcript has 13 exons.